Molecule: messenger RNA, 1655 nt
Organism: Hippopotamus amphibius kiboko
Lineage: Eukaryota; Metazoa; Chordata; Mammalia; Artiodactyla; Hippopotamidae
Product: keratin-associated protein 24-1
Exons: 1
Coding region: 1-750 (249 amino acids)
Cellular component (GO): keratin filament
Molecular function (GO): structural molecule activity
Source: RefSeq, a predicted model, not a curated record
AUGCAGUCAGGCUCCAUGUCUCUUCUGGGCUAUCCUGGGGAUUGCAGUGGCAUAUCCUACAGAACUCACUGUUAUAUCCCUGUUGCUCUUUGCUCCAGUGAUGUAAACCCUACCUUUGGGCUCGGCUUACCCAGUAGCUACCAAGGAAAUCUCUGGCUCCUGGAUGACUGCCAAGAAACCUAUGGUGAAGCGCCAAGCUGUGAAUCUCCCAACUGUGAGCCCAAGACCUGCACCGCAAGUUGUGACCAAUCAAACUUGUCUGUGCCCUGCAACUCUCCAACAGCAGGUAAAAUAUGCAGCACCUGUGAAACUACCAACAUCGGACCCAGCUCCAGCUGCAAGCCAAGCACUCAGACCGAGGGGUAUGUAUCUAAUUGCUGCACACCCAGCCAAUGUACAUCCAAAGCCUGCCAGAGCCUCAGCAAUGGCUUCAAAUGCUUUAGGCAAUUUAACUGCUUAUCCAAGAGUUUCCAGCCCCUAAGCCGCUACAGACUGGGUAGUUUGGGGUACAGGGGCUACCAAAAUCUUGGCUUCAUACACAGUGGCUUCUCACCAUCAUGUUACAUUACCAACAGCUGCCAAUCCCCAAACUAUUUAAUAGGAAAUUGCCAAUAUCUGUAUUAUUGGCCGAGGAGCUGCCGACCGCUGAGCUAUUUUUCAAGAAAUUUCCAGUCUCUGAGCUGCAUACCAAGUACCUUCCCUCCUCUGAGGUAUUUACUUAGCAGUUGCAGAUCUCUGAAUUGCUACUGAUCAACCUAUUGCAUUUGCAGCUGCUAGAAAUUGCCCAAUGGGGCAGAUUCUACCAAGCUGUCACUCUCUCGAAUAUUCUCCUGAAUUACUCCAUGCGUCUUAAGAAUUGUGUUCCAUAACCUCAAAUAUAACUCCAGGAUUAUUCACCACAACCAUUAUCACUUGCCAGCUUUUUUUCUGUUGCUCUCUUAAUGCCCUUUGUGUUGAAGGUGUAUCCUGAAGGUAAUAUUAUUGUUUCAACGCUGAAGAGAUUCCACAUGAAAUACAACGCAAUACAGCAUUCUUAUUUGGGCUGUCACUACCACUUGCCUGCCAACGCAAUUAUUCCCGACCUUUCCUGAAGAAGUGGAGCCUCCUUGGUCUGACUGGUGAUUCCAGCACAUUCUUUCAAGAUUAUUUUGCUUUCCAUCAAUAGUUUUGCUGAUUGCCUAACUAGCAUCUUGCUAAUCAACUAUGAGGUAACAUCAUCCUAAACAUUCUGAAUUAAGCUAUUUCCUCCUUCCCCUGCCAUGUGAAUAUAAAGAUGUGCAAGCAUCAGUGUCCAACUAGAGUUCAAAAUCAGAAGACCUUCAGCAAAUCUCUUCCAAAGAAGCCAUAACACAUAGGAUGGCUGGCACUCAGCUUUUGUUCUCAAUGCCUAGCAGAGAGCCUCAGAAGUGUAGAAACACAGAGGACUUCCUUGGUGGUGCAGAGGUUAAGAAUCUGCUUGCCAAUGCAGGGGACGUGGGAAGAUCCCACAUGCUGUGGAGCAACUAAGCCCGUGCACCACAGUUACUGAGCCUGCACGAAGAGCCUGUGCUCUGCAACAAGAGAAGCCACUGCAGUGAGAAUCUCGCACACCACAAUGAAAAGUAGCCUCCAUUCACCAUAGCUAGAGAAAGCCUGUGUAGCAAUAAAGACCCAAU